CCGCCCCACCCUUACUCCUCUCCAUUUUGCUCCGGCAAGAGCAGCUGCCAGACCGCCGCCCAGCCUCCACCCCUCUCUUCCGUUCUCCUCCCUUUUCCGGCUCUCUUUCCCCGUCGCUCCUAUUCUCUCUCUCUCCUCCUUGCUCUCUCUCGUCUCUCCAGCGAACGGCACCGGCACCCAGCUGCUCCGACAAUCACCGGCGAGCUCCGGACAGCAGCAGCUCGGGCGAAGGCGAACAACUGGCGAGAUAUUUCUCUCCCCCUCGUCUCAGCUCCUCCAUUUUCCCGCGAGCAAAGCAGUAGCAGCAACGAAACGAACCAGCAGCGAGCAGCUCCGACUAAGCGAGAAGCUCCGGCGAGGCUCGAGAUUCUGGAAUUUUGCACAAAACGGGUUUCGACAGAUCCGUCCAGUUUUUUCUCUAAUUCAAUGGAGCUAGAGGAUAGCGUUUUAAAUUUCUCUGAUGAAGAUGAGAGCUUUGAGGAUGAUGAAGAUGUUAAAAUGAAUGAUAUUGAGGAAGGAGAACUGGUUGAGAAGAUUUCCAAGACUGGAUUAGAGGAAACUGGUGGUGCAUGUGCCAGCUCUGAAAAUCCUCUUCCAGGCAAAAAAAAUCGGAGACGCAGGAAGAACAAGGGGAAGAACAAACGAAAGAGAGUCUCUUCAGGUCCAAUCACAGACAUUAACAGAUUUGUUUUGGAUGUCGGAAGACGCUUGAAAGAGAGGAAAUCUUAUCUUAUAUGGAAUGCAGUUGGUUGUCUCGGCCUCUCUGCUUUGAGUGAUCUUGUCAAAGAGGUGGAUGCAAUUCAGACUUGUGGCGGCCAGAAGACUGCUGAUGGCAGGCGUUUCCGAACAGGUGGUGGAAUAUUGUGGAGCAUCCUUAAAGUACGAGAUCCAAAUGCAUACAAAGAGAUAAUGAAGAAAGGGAAGGAGUUUGAGAAGCAGUUUAAGCAGGCUAAUCUCAAGCAAGAACCGCUCCAAAACAAAGAAGCUUCUUUGGAGAGAUCUAGUGAGACAAUGGGAGACGAGAUUACAGCUAGUUCUUCAGAUGUUUUGCUGCAGCAAGAACCUAUUGAACAGUCAAAUAGUGGAGCCAAACGUGCAUCUGUUCAUGAUAGAAUAAGGAUGCCUGUCACGUAUGAUGAUCUAUUCGAUGAAGCAACUGAUGAAGGAAAGGAUUCAAAGGAUCCGUUGGCUUUAAUAAUGCCUUCAGAAAAAAGCUCAUAUGAUGUGGUGGAGGGAGGUUAUCCUAAGGGUAUAUAAAGUUUGCGCGAGUUACAAAUUACAAUCAGCUAAGACUAGGGGGUUUGAGAAAUGAAUCAACUUGAUUUUUUUUUUUGAUAAAGCCUCAUAUUACAGCUUGUCAAGUGGAAUUUCAUUUGUGAACACCGAGGGCAUUUUAUCUACCCUUUCAUUUUGCUCAUCAUCUUAUUCUCAGUAAAUACAUAUAUGUUCGCAGC
Molecule: messenger RNA, 1454 nt
Organism: Solanum stenotomum
Lineage: Eukaryota; Viridiplantae; Streptophyta; Magnoliopsida; Solanales; Solanaceae
Exons: 5
Coding region: 427-1257 (276 amino acids)
Biological process (GO): snRNA export from nucleus
Source: RefSeq, a predicted model, not a curated record